Molecule: messenger RNA, 4197 nt
Organism: Kockovaella imperatae
Lineage: Eukaryota; Fungi; Basidiomycota; Tremellomycetes; Tremellales; Cuniculitremaceae
Product: chitin synthase 3
Exons: 6
Coding region: 1-4197 (1398 amino acids)
Cellular component (GO): cell septum; cell periphery
Molecular function (GO): chitin synthase activity
Source: RefSeq, a predicted model, not a curated record
AUGGCUCGACCUCACCCCACACAGAACGUCUCCUUUCAGGAUAACACGCCUCCUUCACGGCGUGCUCGUGAUGAUGCACCUCCCCCUGUCAGCAAAACAUGGUCAAAGACCUCUCUCAAACCCGUAACGUCCAACACUGGUUCCCUCUCAUCUCCACCAGCUCUCGGCUACGAUGAUGACUAUGUGGAUGCCGGUCGAUCCAAUCCUCAAGGGUUCUCAUCUGGCAACGGUGCCGAUGUCAGGCGCAAAAAGAGCAUGGUCAAGCCCGAGCGUGAACGGAUUGACCCCGGUCAUCGUCUCUGGCAUUAUCGAGAAAGGGCAGCAGAAGAUCAAAUGAAUGUCAUGCCGUCAUCGACGGGUAACCAACCAUACGAUCGCCGUUCUGGAGGCGCGAAUCUGCGUCGUGGACGGUCCCUGCUAGCGAGGGACACGGACGAUGCGGAUCAACAGUCUGGUCUCAACAUCUUCAAGCGAGGGGCGACCAUUCGACGUAAAGCGUCACAGGCGAACCCAAGACCCAACAAUUCUGGACAGCCAAAUCGGGCCGGCGCUGCGCCUCAAUCUGAUGAGAGAGUAGGAUGUUUGGGCAACUUUGCCCCGGGACCCAAAGAUGCCUGGAUGGUCUACUGCUUCCUCUUGACAUGCUGGAUCCCUGGCUUUGUCUUGAGGUCAUGCUUCGGACGAAAGACGCCAGAAGCCCAGCGAGCUUGGCGAGAAAAGAUGGGUAUCGUCAGCAUUGUCCUCAGUCUUAUGGCAGCCGUCGGUUUCCUCACUUUUGGCUUCACCCAGACUGUCUGUGGAAAGCAGAAGUUGCGCAUCAAAGGUGGUCAAGCUAACAAUGGAUCGAUUAUCAUCAACGGCUACGAUUAUGACCUUUCCACUUGGAGGCAUCCCGUGGCCGAACCGGCGUUUAACGGCACGACCUCACCUCUGUACAUGACAGAUUGGAUGGCCGGUGGCAAAGACGCCAGUUUCCUCUUCCAAAAUGUCAAUAAGCACUGCUAUGGCAUCAUUACCGCUGCCAGCGGAAGCGGGAUUAAUCACCAGGGCGACGAUAUGGCCUGGUAUUUCCCCUGCAAUCUGCACGAUCAGAACGGGACAUCCCCUACCAAUCUGACUGGAUAUUCUUCCGGGACCAACUGUCAUACAACUCAGAAAGGCCGUGACGCAUUGGAAAAAAUUGCUCCGACCGCGGAGAUUUACUACACCUGGGAUAUGAUCAAGGAUGAACAGCGAAAUCUGGCAGUCUACAGAUCUUCGGUCCUCGAUAUGAGCCUCCUGAAUUGGUUGGACAGCUCGCAGGUCAGCUAUCCCGCCUUUUUUAACACCAUCAAGACGAGAAAUGCUACUUUUGCCGGCAAUGACAUUACUGCCUUCGUGGAGCGGGCAGAUCUCACCAAGUACGCCAUGUGCCUCACAGAUGUCAUCCAAGUCGGCUUCGUUGAUUCGGUCUCCAUUGGGUGUGUCGCGUCCGACAUCGUCCUCUACGUCUCACUGUCUUUCAUCCUCGGCGCCGUCAUGAUCAAAUUCGGAAUGGCUGUGUUGUUCGGUUGGUUCCUCAGUUGGCGUCUAGGCAAUUUUGAAGGAGAAAGCUACCAGCAACGAAUGAAGCGAGCAAACGAGAUUGAGAACUGGACUUCGGAUAUCUACAAGGCUGCGCCCGGAUACAUGCGACCCAACGCGGCUAAAGAUCGAUCUGCAAAUGCCCGAAAGACCAUGUUCUUCCCCACUACGUCGAGAUUCAGUCGCGCUGAGCCCAUGCUGGUCACAUCGUCGCGACCCACGACGAUGUAUGGAGAUGCGCAGAAAUCGCGCCAAGCGCCCAGCAUGUAUGGUAACCGACUCACUCCCAAUCCUCUGCAUACCACCCCGCCCGGAUCGCCCAUGCUUCGACAAUCUCGUAGUUCAACGUCUUUGCCAUUCCGAGAAGACUCGCACGCGUCUCUCUCCGACCACGGCUCCUAUUCGGCACAGACCAAUUGUCCUUUCCCGCUUGGCAACAUUGUCCCGCAACCUGCCCCUGACUUUGAGCCCUUCCAAUUCCCUUUGGUACAUUCGAUCUGUUUAGUCACUGCCUACACCGAAUCAGUCGAGGGUCUCCGAACGACUCUUGAUUCCCUUGCCACGACGGAUUAUCCGAAUAGUCACAAGUUGAUCAUGGUCAUCUGUGACGGAAUGGUUCGAGGUUCUGGAUCCAAGCAAUACACCCCCGACAUCGUACUGGGCAUGAUGCGAGAGCUUGUCGAGCCACCUGACGAGGUUCAGGCUCACUCGUAUGUCGCUAUCGCAGACGGUCACAAGCGUCACAACAUGGCGAAAGUCUACGCUGGCUUCUAUCAAUACGAUCCCGAGACCGUAGAGCCCUCCAAGCAGCAACGAGUACCCAUGGUCCUUGUAGCCAAGACCGGUAACCCGCUGGAACGAACUGAUCCCAAGCCAGGAAACCGAGGAAAGCGGGAUUCGCAAAUUGUGCUCAUGUCUUUCUUGCAAAAGGUCAUGUUUGAUGAGCGGAUGACGACCUUCGAGUACGAAUACUUCAACAGCAUCUGGCGUUGUACAGGCAUCACUCCUGACAAAUACGAGACGGUCUUGUGUGUAGAUGCGGACACCAAAGUCUUCCCGGAUUCGCUCACACGAAUGAACGCUUGUAUGGUCAACGAUACUGAGAUCAUGGGUUUGUGUGGUGAAACGAAGAUUGCGAACAAGUCUGAGACCUGGGUCACAAUGAUUCAAGUCUUCGAGUACUAUAUCUCACAUCACUUGACCAAAGCCUUUGAGUCAUUCUUUGGUGGUGUCACCUGUCUACCGGGAUGUUUCAGCAUGUACAGGAUCAAGGCGCCCAAAGGCGACCGAGGCUACUGGGUUCCUAUCCUUGCAAAUCCCGACAUUUGCGAGCAUUACUCGGAGAACGUCGUCGACACACUGCACAAGAAAAACCUGCUCUUGCUUGGAGAAGAUCGAUAUUUAUCGACUUUGAUGCUUAAGACCUUCCCAAAGCGAAAGAUGGUAUUCUGCCCUCAGGCUGUCUGCAAGACCAUCGUCCCAGACACCUUCCGAAUUCUGCUAUCCCAACGUCGUCGAUGGAUCAACUCGACUGUCCACAAUUUGUUCGAGUUAAUGCUGGUGCGGGAUCUUUGCGGAACCUUCUGCUUCUCGAUGCAGUUUGUCGUUUUCAUGGAUCUCGUCGGAACUCUUGUUCUGCCCGCAGCCAUCUCCUUCACGCUCUAUAUCAUUACCAUCUCGAUCAUCCCCAAGUCGAUCACUCAUCUCGAACGGCCUAUCGUGUCGCUGAUCUUGCUGGCCUUCAUUCUUGGUUUGCCCGGUGUGCUCAUCGUCAUCACCUCCCGAAAGGUCGCCUACGUCGGAUGGAUGUUGAUGUACCUCCUCUCUUUACCCAUCUGGAACUUGAUCCUGCCUGCCUACGCAUACUGGCACAUGGAUGACUUCACUUGGGGGGAGACCCGAAAGAUUGUCGGAGAGCAGAAGGAACUUGCUCACGGAGUCAAAGAAGGAACGUUCGAUUCCAGUCACAUUGUCAUGAAGAGAUGGGUGGACUUUGAACGAGAAAGACGGUGGCAGAGCGGGACCCAGUCCAGAGACUCGCAGUAUGACGCCGUUUAUCGAUCAACUUCGCCGAGAAGUACCGGUGUGCCUUCCCACCGAUACUCGAUGGCUUCUACUAGCGAGACAUUCAACAGCGGGCCCGACGGAUAUUUCCGUCAAAGCACCAGUUUCUCUUCGAUGCCCAUGCAGGAACCGAACAUCUCGCAAUUGGCUCUACCUUCGGGUCGCCUUCCGAUCGGCCGCGAUCCAUCUCCCUCAUCGACAGAGUCAGGCGGUGACCCUCAUUACCCAGGAGAUGAGAGCGAGCAAUUGUCGCAGUUGUCCCCUCACCUUAGCACCACGACAUCGGAAGCCGCUUUGAUCUCUCCUGGUAGCUACGCAGCUCCUGUCUUUGCAGAGCCCGAUUCCAUGAGCCAACACAACAAUUACAGCCGCCCUCGUCAACACUCACACGGUAGAGGUGUAUCAUUGGUUGAUUCAGGGCCGGUCCCCGUUGCACCGCAUGAUCCUGUUCGUCGAGUUUCCCGUCACGUCAGGCGUCAAUCAUCACGAAAUCAAAUGGCCAAGUCUGCCUCAGGCGGCGUUCAAGAUAAUAGCAGCCUGCCUCCUGGAGCUGCUCCCCCGCAAUAUUAA